Cloeon dipterum is the source of this 777-nucleotide messenger RNA. It is a transcript of the gene Sod1, whose product is annotated as Superoxide dismutase 1. Gene Ontology annotation, biological process: superoxide metabolic process. Bases 98 to 562 code for a protein of 154 amino acids. NCBI's taxonomy places the organism in Eukaryota, Metazoa, Arthropoda, Insecta, Ephemeroptera, Baetidae. Gene Ontology annotation, molecular function: copper ion binding. The record is from RefSeq and is a predicted model, not a curated record. The transcript is spliced from 3 exons.
UGCAAAAGAAUAGAAUCCUCUCGUUCUCUUUUGUACUCUACCGGGUCUCUUCGUUAUUGAUAUUUUCAGAAAAAAUUCUUCCAGAUAUCAUCCGAAAAUGGCUGCAAAGGCUGUAUGUGUGCUGAAUGGAGAAGUUGUGAAGGGGACGGUCUUCUUUGAGCAGACAGGUGAAGGUGCGCCGGUUAAAGUUUCUGGUGAGGUCACAGGACUAACAAAGGGAUUGCAUGGAUUCCAUGUCCAUGAAUUUGGAGACAAUACCAAUGGGUGCAUCAGUGCUGGACCUCAUUUCAACCCUCACGGCAAAACGCAUGGUGGACCGACUGACGAAGAGCGUCAUGUUGGUGACCUGGGAAACCUGGAUGCUGGUGAUGAUGGCAAGGCUGCCAUUAACCUGACAGACAGUCUGAUUUCUCUCUCUGGAGCCCACAGCAUCAUUGGCAGAACUGUUGUUGUUCACGCCGAUCCUGAUGACCUCGGCAAGGGAGGCCACGAGCUCAGCCCAACCACCGGCAAUGCGGGCGCCCGAGUUGCUUGCGGCGUCAUUGGCAUUGCUAAAGUGUAAAUUUCUUGCCAAUGAUGCCCUGUGUAACCGGCAAUGAUACAAGGUUUUUAUCUGUUGCAGAGCAACAUUGGGCCCAAGUAAAAUUUGAUGAUUUUAUCUCUGUACCAUUCCCAAGUGCUUAGGCUCUGGCAGUUAAUGCCUUUUCAUUUCUUUAUCAUUUAUAUCAUACUGGAACAUAAAAUUAUUCUUGUGCUGAAAUAAAGAUGAAAAGGAAA